AAAGGGCAGCGGGAAAACACAAAAAAAUAGAAGAGGAACGACGCAAAAUCUUCCGAUACCUUCAGUCUGAAAACGCCUGCUGCCGUCUGCACACACACGCUCAAAAUGCGGCUCUUGUUUACCAUAGCCUCCUUGCUUCUACAGGCACUUCUCGUAAAUGGUCAUGGGCGGUUGAUGGAUCCACCUGCAAGAAACGCCAUGUGGAGGUUUGGUUUUCCCAACCCCGUUGAUUACCAGGACAAUGAACUUUACUGCGGAGGCUUUUCAAUUCAUUGGUCCCUUAACGGUGGCAAAUGUGGCGUUUGUGGAGAUCGAUGGGACGAACCACCUCCUCGUCUUCACGAAAGUGGUGGGUUUUACGAUACUGGUCUGCUUGGGAAGCGUUAUACACCCGGACAGAUAAUUGAUAUCGAAGUCGAAUUGACUGCGAAUCACAAAGGACAUUUCGAGCUACGAUUGUGCCCACUGUCAGGUGACCCUACUCUUGCUGAAAAACAGGACUGUUUCAACAAGUAUCCCCUAUAUUUGGAAGGUUCAACCUCUCACCGUUUUCAAAUUCCCGAAGACACAAAGAGGCAAGAAACGUUCAAAUAUCGCGUGAAACUACCUGAUGGUGUCACCUGCACUCGCUGCGUCAUUCAGUGGAUUUACUUCACGGGAAAUACAUGGGAUCUGUGCGAAAAUGGAGUAGGGGCCGUUGGUUGUGGAAACCAGGAGACUUUCAAAAAUUGCGCUGACGUGGCCAUCAUCACUAAUACGGGAGGUUUCGGUCCUGCUGGCGUCGUUCCCUCAGCCCCGACAAGUCUUCAAGAUAAUCCAUAUGCAAUUAAAUUAUUAAAUAUGACUAAGAAAGGAGUUCAGGAACAAACGCUUGUCGUCCGAUCUCAAGUGUGCAUUGCAAACGAAAAUUUCAAAGAUAAGAAUCGCUUUGAUUCAUGGUGUAUGGCUAAUUGCCUUAAAUAUCCGCCCACUUGUCCAGAAAAUGUCUGCACGUGUCUAACGGAAUGUGUUCCAACCGGAGAAUAUGCAAAACAACCUGGAGCUGAUGUCCACUGUCAUAUCAAUUGUUUGAGAUUUCCUCCGAGCGAGCGUUGCCCUGAGUGGUGUAAAUGCACAUAAUAAUGGACCCUAUCUGACAUGCUCUCUUUAUGACGCUGAGAAAUUAAAUCAUUUUUUAAAAGAAACUUUUGGAAAAAAAGUGAAAAAAGAUAAAAAAAAAUUGUUUUUACCUUUGGGGCAUUUAAUAGCUGCAUUUAAUUGAAAGUUGAAAAGACAAAACUGCAGUUAUACUUUGUUUUGGUGGUAGCCCAUAUUAUACUUAAUCACAUUUAAGCAUCACGGAAAAUAUACAAAUUUGAUUAAAA
This is a messenger RNA of Daphnia pulicaria, 1364 nucleotides long. RefSeq lists its product as uncharacterized. The transcript has 9 exons. The record is from RefSeq and is a predicted model, not a curated record. NCBI's taxonomy places the organism in Eukaryota, Metazoa, Arthropoda, Branchiopoda, Diplostraca, Daphniidae. The coding region runs from base 106 to 1119 and encodes 337 amino acids.